Mollisia scopiformis is the source of this 762-nucleotide messenger RNA. RefSeq lists its product as uncharacterized. The transcript has 3 exons. Lineage: Eukaryota; Fungi; Ascomycota; Leotiomycetes; Helotiales; Mollisiaceae. Bases 139 to 762 code for a protein of 207 amino acids. The record is from RefSeq and is a predicted model, not a curated record.
CCGCCUCUACCAGCUGUCAACAACCAAACCACUCUUCCUCUGCCUGCAAUCCUCAAGCUUAUCAUCAUUUUUGGCUUCAAAAGUAGCGGAGAACAUAUUAUUACCAUCAAACCCCGUCUCCUUACCAUCUUCGACACAAUGCCUUCAAUCACCAGUAUUGUGAAGCACAUUCUGCUCCUUAGCCCUCUGGCUACAACUUCGCAAGCCUUCACUGUGUCUAUCGAGCAGCCAAAUGGCGUCUACAUCUAUGAUGGUUCCACCAAUACGCACAUUCCAGUCUCCGUCCCAGAUAAUUUAACAUCAAUACAACCGGAGAGCGGGGUUAUCAUCGAGACCUAUAAAUUGGCUCGCAGGGGUGACUCGCUAAUCUCUUGCGGCCACACGGUUCUGGCAGAUUAUGUUUCUGCUAAGACCGCUUUUCUGAGCCAGUGUAAUGGCCAGAUGCUCUCUAGCAAGAGCAAUCUUUAUGCGGUGCAUGGAGAUGCUAUGUUCUUCAGAUGUGCGUAUUCGGAAGGGACAUGCUUGGCAUCCGACGCCUCCGCUUGGUUCGGUGCAGUGGAUACUCAGUGCGGGUCACGAAUGACUGGAUGGGUCAAGGUGGACCAUGGCUUGUGUCGGGAGUAUAGGCCAGGCGCCACCCCAUUGGCUGAGACCGGGCCGGAAGAUCAGACAGGAUUAGCGGGACUAGCCGUUUCGUAUGGAAGCACGUGGUCUUGUCUUACGGUGCAACAACCGCAAAGUCCUCCGCUUGUUAGAGGUUGA